CUUGCUAUGUAAAUAUGUGAUCUUUGAACAUUUGUGUAGCAAUCUUUUACUCUUAUCAUUAAUUCCAGUAGCCGGGAGGAUACUGGCCAUAUUUUUCCCCUUCUUAUGUUGCGCGUUGAUUAACACUUCUUCAAAAAUUCUUGGGUUAACAUCGAAUUCAAUAUCAAUAGAAAUUUCUUUUUUUCUUCCAUAUACAGAACGAUAUUAUGCUUCACUAAAAAUUCAAAUAAUGACUUAGUAAUAUAAUGCUUGAAAGAUCUAUGCCGCUAUGGCUUUGCUUUCAAAUGUACGCAGUUAAGAUGAAAGUUGGCUAUCUAGGUGCCAUGGUGGAAGAUAAAUUUCCGCUUUCAGGUAAACAUUCGCAGCGAUUUCGUAUUGUGACUUUUCAGGGCAUGAUGCGCGAUGCAUUUGCAUGCUCUAUGAUGUCGACAAAUUUCAAAGCCUUAUAAGCGAGCAAAGACUUUAUGUGGGGAUGUCUUCAGUCUUCAUAAAUUACAAAAAAAAAACUUUUUUUGUAUGCAUAUGAAUAUUACAGUACAGUUAACGGUAGCGUUCGUUCGUCGAAGUAAUUGCUCUUUUAGAUUAUUACUUAAAGCUGUUAAUAAAAAAGCAAUAAAAACGAAUAUGUCGGAAAGUGCUAAUGUGCGACAAAAUUUGCAAAAUCUCCCCUCAAUAUUUGAGUUAACUGCCGCGGAAACUUUAGACAAUCUUAUUUAUCCAGCUUUAAGUAAAAUCUUUGAUUACCUUGGUUUGCGUUUGGAUGUUCAGAUUUAUGGCACUACACAGAAUGUCUGGCAUAUACGCGAGCUCACGCCCUUUAUUACCUGGAGCUUGCAAUAUUUAUAUUUGCGAAAACGUGGAGCUUCCUUCGGAGAAAGCUUUUAUGGCCUGCUGCGAAAGGAUUCGUCUACAGGAAAGAUGCUUGACACAAAGAAUCAACUUUUAUCAGCCACUUUGCUUACCAGCUGGUCAUACGCCGAGAAGAAAUUACUAAACAAAGAACAAAAUAGAGAUAUUAGUAAAUGGCAAAAAAACUUAUUGAAUUGCUUGCGUAUUUAUAAAGUUGUCAAAAUAGCUCACAUUGUCACGUAUUUAAUGAAAUAUACCAAUUCUCAUUCGCCCGUAUUUAAAAUGCUAGGUUUUUUUUUAACUUAUCCUAAUGAAAUUGUCUGCGAAAAUAAAACUACUUACAUUUUUUUGAAACUCUUGGAAGUGACUGCGUUCUUUCUGCAGUUUAUACAAUGGUGGUAUUCCAGUGAUCAAAAGCGGAAAGUGGGCGGUAGUUUGAUAAAUCCUGAGCCGAUAAAAUUCGAGGAAAUGCCAGAAAAAAUGGGUGUGGUCAAAGGUCGUUGCCCUAUAUGUUUAAUGGAAUUGAGUAAUCCCACUGCAUGUGCGACAUCAGGUUAUGUGUAUUGCUGGAAGUGCAUCAUUAAUCAUUUGAGAGCAAAGGCUUCAUGUCCAACUAGCGGCUAUGGCAUAACCUACAACGACUUGAUUCGCAUUUACGAUGCUUAAGUUAAGUUUAUUUCCAUUUUUAAUAA
Glossina fuscipes is the source of this 1541-nucleotide messenger RNA. It is a transcript of the gene Pex12, whose product is annotated as peroxisome assembly protein 12. Bases 517 to 1515 code for a protein of 332 amino acids. The transcript has a single exon. The record is from RefSeq and is a predicted model, not a curated record. Lineage: Eukaryota; Metazoa; Arthropoda; Insecta; Diptera; Glossinidae. Gene Ontology annotation, molecular function: ubiquitin-protein transferase activity; zinc ion binding; protein binding. Gene Ontology annotation, biological process: protein monoubiquitination; protein import into peroxisome matrix. Gene Ontology annotation, cellular component: peroxisomal membrane; peroxisomal importomer complex.